This is a messenger RNA of Python bivittatus (Burmese python), 3132 nucleotides long. The record is from RefSeq and is a predicted model, not a curated record. Lineage: Eukaryota; Metazoa; Chordata; Lepidosauria; Squamata; Pythonidae.
CCUGUUCUUUCUUCUUGGGUUACUGGGUCUUUUGGUUUGCUUAAGAUGUUUUGGAGGGCUUGGUUGGUCUGUGUGCUAGGGUGAUGCCACGUGGUUCCAGCAUCCUAUGUUCAUGAAUUAUAAAGCUGUUAAAUAUAUGGAAAAUAAUCAUAGUAUUUUGUAUGUACUUUUGGCCACAGAUUGGAGUCCCGUCCUGGACGAGUUUCCUCAGCCCACGCGCCAUGCCUCUUUUUGAAAAAAAUGCCCGAGAUUUUUACUUACUCAUUUUGCUUCCUGAUGUGUUUCUCCCCAGUGCUGCUCACAGCGGUCAAUUGCUACAGCGUGAAAGCUGCUACUCGCGUGCAAGACGCCUUUGCAGCUGCAAAGCUCCUGGCACUUGCCUUGAUCAUCACCCUUGGCUUCAUUCAGCUCGGGAAGGGCGAUGUCCUGAACCUUAGCCCUGAAUAUUCCUUUGAUGGCACCAGUACGCAGGUUGGCAACAUCGUCCUGGCCUUGUACAGUGGUCUCUUCGCUUACGGAGGAUGGAAUUACUUGAAUUUUGUCACAGAAGAGAUGAUUAACCCUUAUAGAAACCUCCCUCUGGCCAUCAUCAUUUCUCUGCCCAUCGUCACCCUGGUCUACGUGCUGACCAACCUGGCUUACUUCACCACCUUGACAGUGAACGAGAUGCUGGCGUCGGAAGCCGUUGCCGUGGAUUUUGGGAACUACCACCUGGGCGUCAUGGCUUGGAUUAUCCCUGUGUUUGUCGGCCUGUCUUGCUUUGGGUCCGUCAACGGCUCACUCUUCACGUCGUCCCGGCUUUUCUUUGUAGGUGCUCGUGAAGGCCACCUGCCCUCUGUCCUUUCCAUGAUCCACCCCCGGUUGCUCACGCCGGUGCCCUCGCUCAUCUUCACGUGUGUCAUGACUUUGCUCUACGCCUUCUCCAACGACAUCUUUUCGGUGAUCAACUUCUUCAGCUUCUUCAACUGGCUCUGUGUGGCUUUGGCCAUCAUCGGCAUGCUGUGGCUCCGUUACAAGAAACCAGAGCUAGAGAGGCCGAUCAAGGUUAACCUGCUGUUGCCCAUUAUCUUCAUCAUUGCGUGCAAUUUCCUCAUCGUCGUCUCUUUUUGGAUGACCCCAAAGGAAUGUGCCAUUGGCUUUGCCAUCAUCUUCAGCGGAGUCCCGUUUUACAUUAUUGGUGUCUGGUGGAAAAACAAACCAAAGUGGCUUCUCCAGAGCAUCUACUCCACAACAGUCCUGUUCCAGAAACUGAUGGAGGUGGUUCCGCAGGAGUCUUAAAAAGAGGGGAAAAACCAUCGAUGUUUAGUUCAAGCCGACGCACAACAUUGUUUUUGAAACAUAAGUAUGUCUGAUUCCUCACUGGAAAAACGGAAACUGCAGGGACAGCCAGGAGACCCCUCUGAGACCCCUGCCCUCACCGCUUCCCCUUUCCUGGUCCUCUUGCGGCCUUCUCCAACUCAGGCCAGGCCGUCGAUGAGAUGCUGGAGGAGAAGAAAACCCCAGGUGCAAAUUUUAAAUUGGGAAGAGAAGGUUGCUUGAAAGAGAAGAGAGGCCUCCACAGAGAUAGAGAACACGGGGAAGUCAACAGGACACUUUGUUUACACGCUCAACUACAGACUUUUUUUAGUUUCUCUAUCAGCUGCCUCCACGUUUGCAGGAAAAAGAAGAAGCGCGGACCACGGAUGAUGUCUAGCAGGGCAGCGUCUUCCUGAAAAGAAGUCUGCCUACGCUGUGCACUCCUGACAAAUAAAGGGGGCCCUGCAGAAGAAAACAGCCCCACCAAGUGACGCCAGCCUUUCUCGUUGAGUUUCCCCAGCAUCAGCUCUCCUCAUUCUCAGUGGACUCGAUGGUUCUGACAAAUGAGUUUUUUUUCUUUUAAUUGUAGCUCUCCUUGUUCUAACUUCUCAGUGAUGUUACUUUUUAAGCCUUCUUCUCUUUAAGACUUCCGCGGGCUCGCAUCGCGUUGAUUUCCCAUUCAGUGUUUUGUACAGCUUUCAUGGCCACCUGCACAAUUCCCCCCCCCACCCCGUGCAGGUCGAGCUGAGAUCUCCAGAAUCGCCUCAGACCACCGUGGAUUAGCGCAACGGUCUCUAAGGCAACUGAAAUGUGCCAGCUGGUGGGCCGUGGCGUGCCUCUGCCGGCCCUGGCGUUGCAAGGUUUUGUUACCCGCCUUCCCCGUUUGAACCCCCCCCUGCUUUUCAUUUUCUAGCAGCAUUCAGUGGUUAUGCUAAAAGUCUUACCUUUUCGUUUUCUUGCUGUGCAGAAUGUCAGUUAUUACAGCUUGGUAAAUGUAUUCUUGGGAACGGGGUGGGAAUCACUAUUCCUGCGCAGCGGUUGAUGCUGGAAGAGUCGGCUGUCAGGCGGGGGGGGGCACCUAGUGGGAACAAGCAGAAAGUCCGUGCUCUGCGUGUGCGUGCGUGUGUGUGUGUGCUUCUGUGGCACUUUCUUGAUACGAAGCUUUACUCAAACAUGCAUACAGACUUUGGCCUGGCGAGCAACAGCGUGGGCUUCUGAAUUUUAGAGCAAAGAAUUGGAGUAAGCGCUCCCGUGUUUUAUUGUCUGUUACGGCUGUCGUGGGACCAAGUUGCUUGACGUUAGGUGGGGCGCGUUGGCCUUUAGGAUCUUGGGAUCUGUUCUUCUUUUUUCUUCAGUUCUUGGGGAAUGUCCUGUCUGCAAAGGUUGGUUUCUCCCUGAGUGAAACGUAACUUGGCCCCUGGCCUUCCUGGCCCAAGAACGUCUUAGGCUGGUCAAUGUGGAACUUCACGGUGCAGCUGACAGGAUGGCUGAUUCUCCCCUUGAGGGCGAAAGUCUUAGAUGGAAAGACCUGGCCCGAUUUGUGGGAAGAUGGGCAUAUAUUGUAGACGGAAGGGCACUUCCCAUCUCAAAUACGGCGCAUAUUCCUUGCGUCAGUUUUUGCAUGGCAUCUUCCAGAUGUGCUGGGAUUGCAUGGCUAUUCUCCGUGCUGCUAGGAAGUUCUCUACAUCACGAUUCUGAAACAUGGAAACAGGCAAAAUGAUUCUGGCUGAAGUAGAGCGGGAAAUAGUUGUGGGCUGGCUGCUCGUCAGUUGUGAUGCCAACAAGUGCAGAUUCUGAAAACCGAGGCGCCUCAGUGCUGAAUAUUAAGGUGGAGGC